This is a messenger RNA of Solanum lycopersicum (tomato), 640 nucleotides long. RefSeq names its product L-ascorbate oxidase-like. NCBI's taxonomy places the organism in Eukaryota, Viridiplantae, Streptophyta, Magnoliopsida, Solanales, Solanaceae. Gene Ontology annotation, molecular function: oxidoreductase activity; copper ion binding. The record is from RefSeq and is a predicted model, not a curated record.
AACUUAUUACAUGUUUUCGAGCAAACCCCUCCUCCGGACAACUAUGACCAAAAGAAUUACGACAUCUUCAAUAUCGCGCCAAAUGUUAAUGCUACAACUAGCAACUCGAUUUAUCGAUUGAAGUUCAAUACAACAGUGGACAUCAUAUUGCAAAAUGCCAACACAAUGAACCUAAACAACAGUGAGACACAUCCUUGGCAUUUACAUGGACAUGACUUUUGGGUCAUGGGCUAUGGUAAUGGCAAGUUUAACCAAUCUAUUGAUCCAAAGAAUUACAUCUUUGUUAACCCAAUAAUGAAAAACACAAUCCCAGUCCAUCCUUAUGGAUGGACCGCAUUGCGAUUUCGGGCCGAUAAUCCAGGAGUUUGGGCCUUCCAUUGCCAUAUUGAGUCACAUUUCUUCAUGGGAAUGGGAGUUGUACUUGAAGAAGGAAUUGAGAAAGUUGGCAAAUUGCCUACUUCUAUUAUGGGCUGUGGAGAAAGUAAAAGGUUCCACAGGCCUUAAAUUCUAUAACAUUAUUGUCCAAAACUUUGUACUUUGGUUUAAUAUUAUUUUGAUUCUUUUGAUAGUUGCCAAAAAUCAAAGGCCAGUAAAAAAUGUGUUCCUUUUUGUUGUAAAACCUCUACACUGUAAAAAAAAA